AGGGAUAAUAAAUGGUAGAAGCAGAGGGUUUUUGUCUGUGUCUCUGAUUGCAGCAGUGGUCAAGAAUUCUUACCUAGAGCUUCAGCUUGAGGAGGAAUUAAGGGCUCAAUUCUUUUCCCCUCUUCUCAUCUUCUCUAGUACAAUGGCGGCAGGAAACAUUACCUCGAAUGUGAUAGUUCCUCAAGUUCUUGCAGAAAGCAAUUACGAAGAAUGGAGCAUUUGUAUGAAAAACUAUUUAAUUGCUCAUGAUCUUUGGGAUGUUGUUGAAGACUCAAGCAAUGUGAAUCUGGCAGACAAGGCUACAGCCGGUUUGAAUAAAAAGAACGCUGAAGUUCUACAUGCCUUUCAAAUCUCAUGUGCAACUGGAACUUUUGCCCAUAUAAAGGGUGUCAACUCAGCCAAAGAUGCUUGGGGCAAAUUAGCCGAAAGAUAUAAAUUGAAGCAAAAAUGGCAACUGCUAAGGAAGGGACAGCAAUCAAGUGAAGCAGAGUUAUCAGAAAUAAUACAAUGGUUUCAAGGAACUACUCCAGAAGCACCGGAUUGCAUUGACAGGCUUACGUAUAUGAACAUGUACAAGUCUAUUUUGUUUCAAAUGGAUUGCAGAACUAUAAUUCAAUUUAUAAAGGAUCAUCCAACUGCAAAAGUUGCAAGAUUUGUGCGCAAAGGUUUCCCCAUUCUUAAUAUGGUAAUUUCAACUAAUAAUUUAACAAGGGUUAAACAAUUGAUAAAGACAAUGUCAAAAAAAGAACUGGAAACAACAACAGAUCAUGAGGGUAAUACAGGUCUUGCAAUUGCUGCAGUUCUGGCCUCCACAGAGAUUGCAGAGUACUUAAUCACAAAAAACCAGAAUUUGGUCACCAUCCCAGAUAAGAAUAGGAUGAUUCCAGUUGUGAAGGCAAGUUACCACAGAUAUAACGAAAUGACACAGCUUUUAUACUCGAAGACUCCAACUGGAUUCCUAGCUCCAGAGAAUGGUGACCAUGGUUCCUUGCUACUUCAUUUUUGUAUACUUAACAAAAUGCUUGAUAUUGUUUGGGACCUACUGCACCGUUAUCCACGUUUGGCAUUCACUAAAUUUGAAGUCAAUAAUCAGGAGUCGACUCCAAUUAUAACAUUGUCUGCUCAACCUUCUUUAUUCUAUAGUGGAAGUGAGCUUUCACUUUUACAACAAUGGAUAUAUUAUCGUAUAAAGGUGGAGCCGCCAGUUGCAUUCUGUCCGACUUAUAAUGUGGAGAUCGAACAAGAUAGCGUGAAAACGCAAGUGCCAGAUAAACGACAGGGGUUGAGUUCAAUCCUCCUAAAGUUAUCAGGAAUGAAGCACAUAUACGAACAAAAGCUGAUCCAUGAACAUGCCAAAUAUAUUGUGCAUGGGAUAAGUUGUGAAUUAUCAAAAUUAAAUGCAAGAGAGCUCAUUGAGAGUGGAGCUAUCCCUGCAUUCUUUCAAGCUGUCCAGCAUGGCAUAACGGAGUUUUUCAAUGUAAUAGGUGCAUGUUGUCCAGAUUUACUUGCAAGUGCUGAUGAAAAUUCAAGGGAUGCGUUCAUGCAUGCAAUUGAAUAUCGUCAAGAAAAAUUUUUUCACAAUGAAGAUCUUUCCGGGGAUAAGAUGUUUCUCAUUGCUUACAGAGAUAAGGACAACAAUAAUGUGCUACAUAUGGCAGCGAAGUUAGCUCCUAACUCUUUUCUAACUCGAAUCUCUGGUCCUGCUUUGAAGAUGCAAAGAGAAUUACGAUGGUUCAAGGAGCUAGAGACUCUUGUUCCGGAGUGUAAAGAAUUUGUUAAUCGUAAUGGAGAAACUCCUCAGCAAGUGUUUAGUAGGGAUCACAAGCAAUUGGCAAAAGAAGGGGAAGAAUGGAUGAAGCAAACAGCUCAAUCUUAUACUGUAGUUGGUGCCCUUAUCAUCACUAUUAUGUUUGCUGCAGGCUUUACUAUUCCCGGCGGUAACAAUCAAGAUACUGGUUUCCCCAUAUUCUUACUUAACAGAUUAUUUAUGGUGUUUAUGUUGUCAGAUGCAAUUUCUUUGUUCAGUGCAUGCACUUCAGUUUUGAUGUUCUUAGGAAUCCUCACAUCUCGGUAUGCUGAAGAAGAUUUUCUGAAGUCAUUGCCAACCAAGUUGAUUAUCGGCAUUUGCACACUCCUCAUCUCUAUUACAGCAAUGAUGGUAGCUUUUUGUGCUACUGUUUCAAUCAUGUUACAGGGACGAUGGUGGGUAAUCAACUCGCUAGUUCUGUUUGCCAGCAUUCCGGUGAUUGUCUUUUUGUUAUUGCAAUCUCGGCUUCUUAUUGAGAUUUUACAGUCAACUUAUGGAUCUGGAAUCUUUAUUAGGAAAAGAUUCUUUAUAAGAAGAAUGACAAUCUCAAUAAUAGAGAAGAUAGAGAAGAAAUUUGCAAGGAAAAAUGAUGUGGAGCAGAAUGAGUAGUCUUAGGGAGGAAAAUGAUCCCUGGCAAUUAAUCUUUGGGAUGUUAUUGAAUCUAGUGAUGUGCUGCCUUUUAUUGAUGAAGAUCGAGGCUACUGCUAAUUGGAGGACAAAGAAUGCUGCAGCUUUACACGCACUUCAAAUCUCAUGUGUACCUACGAUUUUCGCUCGGAUGAAGUACAAAUCAGCCAAAGAUGUUUGGAAUAAAUUGGCUAAACUAUAUGAAAGAAAGUGUAAAUGACUAUGUUACUGUUGCAAUUGAUUUUAACUUUUUUAUAUUGUGAAGUCUAUUGAGUGUUGUUAUGUGUUACUUGUUAUAUUUUUUAUGCAUAUGAUUUAUCGUGAUUGUAAUUAUU
Rubroshorea leprosula is the source of this 2769-nucleotide messenger RNA. The record is from the annotation of a GenBank genome assembly. NCBI's taxonomy places the organism in Eukaryota, Viridiplantae, Streptophyta, Magnoliopsida, Malvales, Dipterocarpaceae.